This is a messenger RNA of Synchiropus splendidus (mandarinfish), 1113 nucleotides long. RefSeq names its product pejvakin (gene pjvk). NCBI's taxonomy places the organism in Eukaryota, Metazoa, Chordata, Actinopteri, Syngnathiformes, Callionymidae. Gene Ontology annotation, biological process: programmed cell death. Gene Ontology annotation, cellular component: cytoplasm. The record is from RefSeq and is a predicted model, not a curated record. The coding region runs from base 1 to 1113 and encodes 370 amino acids. The transcript is spliced from 6 exons.
AUGUUUGCAGCAGCCACCAAGAACUUUGUGAAGCAGGUGGGAGACACAGGAAGGCUCAUUCCUGUCCCGAGUCUUAGUGAGGCCGAUGGAUAUCAACCACUCAGCCUGGUGACCCGGAAGAGACGGAGGCGCUUCUGGAAGAAGCUGAAAUACGCCUCAACGCCCUUUUCUCUGAAGGACAUCCUGGUGGGGGAGAAGGAGAUCACGGCAGGAGUGUCGUCCUAUCAGCUCCUGAACUACGAGGACAAAUCCGACGUGGCCCUCAAUGGCCGCCUCGGAAACCACAUCAUCAACGACGUGGGCUUCAACAUCAGUGGCUCAGACUCGGUGGCCGUUAAAGCCUCUUUCGGCAUUGUGACCAAACACGAGCUAGAAGUGCCCACCUUGCUGCGGGAACUCAACUCCAGGAAGGUGGAUCUGGAUCACUGCCUUGUCCGCCAGUCCAGAGAGAGUGGACGCAGCAUUCUCUGUGUGGUGGUGGAGAGCAUCCGGACCACACGCCAGUGCUCACUCACAGUCCAUGCAGGGAUGAGAGGAACUACCAUGAGGUUUCAGAUUGACGAAGGCAGAAACCCCAAAGGUCGUGAUAAAGCCAUCGUCAUCCCAGCUCACACCACUAUCGCCUUCAGCAUCUGCCCUCUGUUUGUCCGUCUGGACGGCAGACUGGAUAUCUGUGUAGCUCCCGAGUCCCAGGGUGGGUUUGAAAGAGAGCAGAUCAGGGAGCAGCUGGGCGGUGUCAUUGGCCACUUCUCCAUGGGUCGACUCCGCCGCUUCCUUUCUGGCAUAAUCUAUGGAAACCCCUUCAGAGCUGACGACCGAACGUUCGAGGAGCUCACGCACACGGACACCUACAUGGACGACAUGGUGACAGACUACUAUGAGAAGGCCGCCAGCAUGACUGACAUCUCCACCAACUACCUGAGGGAAAGCUCACACACCAGGGUCAACCUACUGAAGCACAACAUCCCCAAAGGACCGUGCGCUCUGUGUGGAAUGGGAAGUCAGAAAAGAGAGACAGUGUACGGGUGUGUGGAGUGCACGAGUGGGGGGCAAAAAUACGUACGCCUCCAUGCCGUUCCCUGUUUCGACCUUUGGCACAAAACGCUGAGAUGA